Coregonus sp. 'balchen' is the source of this 8077-nucleotide messenger RNA. The record is from the annotation of a GenBank genome assembly. Lineage: Eukaryota; Metazoa; Chordata; Actinopteri; Salmoniformes; Salmonidae.
AAAUGGCUUCUGGUUCGUCUUUCCAAGAGGAGGAUUUGUCCUGUCCUGUGUGCUGUGACAUCUCUAAGGAUCCUGUUCUCCUGUCGUGUGGCCACAGCUUCUGUAAAACCUGUCUGCUGGAAUACUGGAAACAAAGGGAAUGUCGGGAAUGUCCAGUGUGCAGGAGAAAAUGUUCCAAAGAUUGGUAUCCUGACCUUUCUCUAAAGAGCCUGUGUGAGGCCUUCUCACAGUCACAUAUGGAUAGUCAGACAUCAACAAACAAGAUGAGCUCUGAGGUGCUCAGCAGUCUGCAUGGAGAGACACUCAAGCUCUUCUGUCAGGAGGAUAAACAGCCUGGCUGUUUGGUGUGGCAGGAUUCAAGACAACAUAACAACCACAAACCACUAGAUGAGGCUGUACAGGAUCAUAAGGUAUCAAUAUGUUCUUAUGUAUUUUUUUGCUUUCAAAAAUGGUGUGUGUGUAAACAAUGCCUAAAAAAAGAAUGUAUCUUCCCUGUAACGAUAUAAUUAUUGACAAUAAAGCGUAAAGCUAGAAUACAGAGGCUCUGUCCAUAGUAAAGUGUCAAUGUUUCAUUGUAGGAGGAACUCCAGACUGCCCUGAAGCCCUUACAGAAGAAGCUCGAAGUCUUUAAUGAAGUUAAACUAAUCUGUGAUCAAACCGUUUGGCAUGUUAAGGUAAGAAUGAGUUGUAAUGUUAGGCUGAAAUCCAGAAGGGUUUGACUCUUACAUUCCACUCCUUAUGCAAACAUUAUGGUCUUUGUUUGGCAUGGCAAGAAGUGGAAUGAUAUCAGAAACAGAUUGGUACCCAAGGUUCCUUAUAGAACCAAAAAGGGUUAUAUCGCUUCCUUCAUGUAUGGAACCCCUAAAAAUUCUAUAUACAGUUGAAGUCGGGAAGUUUACAUACACUUAGGUUGGAGUCAUUAAAACUCGUUUUUCAACCACUCCACAAAUGUAUUGUUAACAAACUAUAGUUUUGGCAAGUCAGUUAGGACAUCUACUUUGUGCAUGACACAAGUUAUUUUCCCAACAAUUGUUUACAGACAGAUUAUUUCACUUAUAAUUCACUGUAUCACAAUUCCAGUGGGUCAGAAGUUUACAUACACUAAGUUGACUGUGCCUUUAAACAGCUUGGAAAAUUCCAGAAAUAAUGUCAUGGCUUUAGAAAAUUCUGAUAGGCUAAUUGACAUCAUUUGAGUCAAUUGGAGAUGUACCUGUGGAUGUAUUUCAAGGCCUACCUUCAAACUCAGUGCCUCUUUGCUUGACAUCAUGGGAAAAUCAAAAGAAAUCAGCCAAGACCUCAGACAUUUUUUUUGUUGACCUCCACAAGUCUGGUUCAUCCUUGGGAGCAAUUUCCAAACGCCUGAAGGUACCACGUUCAUUUGUACAAACAAUAGUACGCAAGUAUAAACACCAUGAAACAAUAGUACGCAAGUAUAAACACCAUGGGACCACGCAGCCAUCAUACCACUCAGGAAGGAGACGUGUUCUGUCUCCUAGAGAUGAACGUACUUUGGUGCGAAAAGUGCAAAUCAAUCCCAGAACAACAGCAAAGGACCUUGUGAAGAUGCUGGAGGAAACAGGUACAAAAGUAUCCAUAUCCACAGUAAAACGAGUCCUAUAUCGACAUAACCUGAAAGGCUGCUCAACAAGGAAGAAGCCACUGCUCCAAAACCGCCAUAAAAAAGCCAGACUACGGUUUGCAACUGCACAUGGGGACAAAGAUCGUACUUUUUGGAGAAAUGUCCUCUGGUCUAAUGAAACAAAAAUAGAACUGUUUGGCCAUAAUGACCAUCGUUAUGUUUGGAAGAAAAAGUGGGUGACUUGCAAGCCGAAGAACACCGUCCCAACCAUGAAGCACAAACAGGCAGAUCUCACACAUACAAUUGAGACGUACACAGGUUCACAGUGUGUAGCCCCUGGAUGGAGGUAAUGUUGUGGGGUUAAGGGCCUUGCUCAAGUGUCCAACGGUAGGGGAAUGUAUUGAGAAUGUGAACCCAGCAGCCCUCCAGUUGUCAAAUCAAUUCUGCCCAUUUUUUUUCCCAGCGCCCGGCCCGGGAUUCGAACCGGACACUUUUUGGCUACAGGUCCAACUCCUUAGCUGCUGGGCUACCUACUGCCAGGACAGUCUGGGUUGUUGGUUCUGAAUGGUUCUAGAGGAGAAGAAACAAGUUAAUCUGCAGCAAUAAAACAUCAAAUCAAAUCAAAUCAAAUUGUAUUGGCCACAUGCGCCGAAUACAACAGGUGCAGACAUUACAGUGAAAUGAUUACUUACAGCCCUUAACCAACAGUGCAUUUAUUUUUAAUAAAAAAGUAAAAUAAAACAACAACAAAAAAGUGUUGAGAAAAAAAGAGCAGAAGUAAAAUAAAAUAACAGUAGGGAGGCUAUAUAUACAGGGGGUACCGGUGCAGAGUCAAUGUGCGGGGGCACCGGCUAGUUGAGGUAGUUGAAGUAAUAUGUACAUGUGGGUAGAGUUAAAGUGACUAUGCAUAAAUAAUUAACAGAGUAGCAGCAGCGUAAAAAGAUGGGGUGGGGGGCAGUGCAAAUAGUCCGGGUAGCCAUGAUUAGCUGUUCAGGAGUCUUAUGGCUUGGGGGUAGAAGCUGUUGAGAAGUCUUUUGGACCUAGACUUGGCACUCCGGUACCGCUUGCCGUGCGGUAGCAGAGAGAACAGUCUAUGACUAGGGUGGCUGGAGUCUUUGACAAUUUUGAGGGCCUUCCUCUGACACCGCCUGGUAUAGAGGUCCUGGAUGGCAGGAAGCUUAGCCCCAGUGAUGUACUGGGCCGUACGCACUACCCUCUGUAGGCCAAGCAGUUGCCAUACCAGGCGGUGAUGCAACCAGUCAGGAUGCUCUUGAUGGUGCAGCUGUAUAAUUUUUUGAGGAUCUGAGGACCCAUGCCGAAUCUUUUCAGUCUCCUGAGGGGGAAUAGGCUUUGUCGUGCCCUCUUCACGACUGUCUUGGUGAUGUGGACACCAAGGAACUUGAAGCUCUCAACCUGUUCCACUACAGCCCCGUCGAUGAGAAUGGGGGCGUGCUCAGUCCUCUUUUUUUUCCUGUAGUCCACAAUCAUCUCCUUUGUCUUGGUCACGUAGAGGGAGAGGUUGUUAUCCUGGCACCACACGGCCAGGUCUCUGACCUCCUCCCUAUAGGCUGUCUCAUUGUUGUCGGUGAUCAGGCCUACCACUGUUGUGUCGUCGGCAAACUUAAUGAUGGUGUUGGAGUCGUGCCUGGCCAUGCAGUCAUGGGUGAACAGGGAGUACAGGAGGGGACUGAGCACGCACCCCUGAGGAGCCCCAGUGUUGAGGAUCAGCGUGGCAGAUAUGUUGUUACCUACCCUUGAGUUAAUCUGCAGGAAUAAACAUGAGUUAAUCUGCAGCAAUAAACAUGAGUUAAUCUGCCAAAAUGAAGACAAAAUGCUAUCAGACAUAUCAUUAUUAUGAUGUAGAAGAACAAUUUACAUGCAGUUGUUGUCAGCAGCAGCCGAAAGAGAGAUCCUCUGCCUCUGAUAGUUCUGGGUUACUGCCAGACUGAGCAAAAACAUAGAGAUUGUGUUAAAAGUAAUGUAAUGAUUAACUAGGCUAUUGAAUCACCCAGACUUAUUAUACAUAAUGUAUUAUAGGCUAAAUGAUUUAUACAGUACCACCUCUCAGUCAGCAACAGUCUUCUAAUGGCUUCAGGAAACAUAGUCCCCUCAAUUGACUCCACACUGAAUACUGAAAAGAAAGUUAAAUCCUUGCAAAUGUAUCAAAAUUAAAAUACGGAUAUAUAACAUUAACAUAAGUAUUCAGACCCUUUACUCAGUACUUUGUUGAAGAACCUUUGGCAGCUUACAAGCUUGGCACACCUGUUUUUGGGGGAAUUAUCCCAUUUCUAGGCAGAUCCUCUCAAGCUCUGUCAGGUUGAAUGGGGAGCGUCACUGCACAGCUAUUGUCAGGUCUCUCCAGAGAUGUUAGAUCGGGUUCAAGUCCGGGCUCUGGCUGGGCCACUCAAGGACAUCCACUCCUGCGUUGUCUUGGCUGUGUGAUUAGGGUCGUUGUCUUGUUGGAAGGUGAACCUUCACCCCAGUCUGAGGUCCUGAGCGUUUUCAUCAAGGAUCUCUCUGUACUUUGCUCCGUUCAUCUUUCCCUCAAUUCUGACUAGUCUCCCAGUCCCUGCCGCUGAAAAACAUCCCCACAGCAUGAUGCUGCCACCACCAUGCUUCACCGUAGGGAUGGUUCCAGGUUUCCUCCAGACGUGACAUUGGCAUUCAGGCCAAAGAGUUCAAUCUUGGUUUCAUUAGAUCAGAGAAUCUUGUUUCUCAUGGUAUGAGAGUCUUUAGGUGCCUUUUGUCAAACUCCAAGCGGGCUGUCAUGUGCCUUUUACUGAGGAGUGGCUUCCGUCUGGCCACUCUAUCAUGAAUGCCUGAUUGGUGGAGUGCUGCAGAGAUGGUUGACCUUCUGGAAGAUUCUGCCAUCUCCACAGAGGAACUCUGUAGCUCUGUCAGUGACCAUCGGGUUCUUGGUCACCUCCCUGACAAGGCCCUUCUCCCCCGAUUGCUCAGUUUGGCCACGUGGCCAGCUCUAGUGAGAGUCUUUGUGGUUCCAAACUUCUUCGAUUUAAGAAUGAUGGAGUCCACUGUGUUCUUAGGGACCUUCAAUGCUGCAGAAAUGUUUUGGUACCCUUCCCCAGAUCUGUGCCUCGACACAAUCCUGUCUCGGAGCUCUACGGACAAUUUCCUAGACCUCAUGGCUUGGUUUUUGCUGUGGCAUGCACUGUCAACUGUGGGACCUUUAUAUAGACAGGUGUGUGCCUUUCCAAAUCAUUUCCAAUCAGUUGGAUUUACCACAGGUGUACUCCAAUCAAGUAGUAGAAACAUCUAAAGGAUGAUCAAUGGAAACAGGAUGCAUUUGAGCUCAAUUUCGAGUCUCAUAGCAAAGGGUCUGAGUAUUUCUGUUUUUUGUUGGUAAUAAUUUUUCAAAAUGUCUAAAAACCUGUUUUUUGCUUUGUCAUUAUGGGGUGUUGUGUGUAGAGUGAUGAUACUUUUGAUUUAUUUAAUCCAUUUUAGAAUAAGGCUGUAACGUAACAAAAUGUGGAAAAAGUGAAGGGAUUUGAAUACUUUCAGAAUGCUUAAGAUGCACAUGCUCAUCCCCAGAAUCUUUUCACUUGUCUAUUUUAAAGGAUAAAGCUAAGAACGUGAACAACUUCAUAGUUAAGAACACUAUAACAAUGAAACUUUUAGACAAUAAUCAAUAUCACUUCCUAAAAACACAACCCUAUGGAACAAUAGCUUUUCAGAAUUCACCAAUAGAUUGGUCCACGUGGAAAACUAAACGCAUAGAAACUGUAAAUGACUUGGUAAUAGGAAAUAAUGUAUUUCCAUGACAGACUAAAAAAAGCAAUUUUGGACUGACCAAUGUAGAUAUUUUCAAAUACAUGCAACUUAAAAAGUUUAAUAUCAAGAAAUUCUCAUUUGAAAUCUUCUGGCCAUAGAGCAAUCUUUAGGGAAUCCUAAAUGAGUCAGAAAAUGGUUUUCAUAUGAUAGGUAAGACAUACGAACCUCCUUGUUCGGGCAGGUUUCGGCGUUCGGCGUCACCGGCUAACUAGCUACUGCCGAUCCAUUUAUCAUCACUCCAUUUGUCUUGUCUUGUCAAUCACACACACCUGGUCCUUAUUCCCUCAUUAGUCAUGGUACAAGUGUUCCCUCUGCUUCCCUGCCCGUGUGGGUGAUUGUUUUAUUGUGGAGGUUAGUGAAGCUCGGUGGAGCUCAUGUAUUUCGUAUCGACAAGAGUAUUUUCCCGUAUUGCCUUGUAUUUUCCAGUGCGCCUGUUUUGUGCCCUGGAGUGUGUUUGACGCAUUUCUGCGUAAACCUGUAUUUUGCGGAUUAAAGCCAGUUAUUCUGUGAUUUACCCUCCUGCGCCUGACUCCUUCAACACCACCUCAUCACACAGAGAGACUUUCCAACUGACAAUCUCUUCGGAAAAAAAAAAUAUAUAAACUACUGGAACCAAAACGUAAAAAGUACUGAUAUUGGCACAAGAUGGAGGGAAUGUUGGAACGAACAUAACUAACAAAAUUACAGUUAAGAAAAAUGUAAACUUAAUCCAGUAUAAAUUGGUGUAUUAGUAAUUCAUUUCACGAGACAAAAUUCACACGUUCUACAGCACAAUGGCAGAGUCAUGUCUUAAGUGUAAAACUAACAACGACUCAAUAACCCCAUUGCCUUCUGGGAAUGCUAUAAAGUCCAAAAGUUGUGGGCGGAGUUAGAAAGUUUAAAUCCGUCUGGCGUAUGAGGGUGCAGUAAGAUACCGUAAUGGGUUGGACGAUACUCGUCAAUCAUCUUCGAAAAAGCGUAUUCUUAAAAAACUGGAACUCAACCAAUCCUGCAUCUUUUAACACAAUCGAAAGCUCAAGUGUUUUAUUAUGUAAAUAUUGAAAGUGCGUGGGGCGACGGAGAGAGACUAAAUGGUGCAGUUUGAGGCCACGUGGCGGAGAGUGAUGCGGGCGCUGGAGAUGGAGGGUGUGAGCAGGUGGGGUCUGGGGCAGGGUGAUGUUGUCGAUGUUUGUGUGCUUCUGUAUGUUGUCGUUUGUAUGUCUAUGUUUUGUCUUGUAAAACAAAACAAAAAAAAUUCUAGAAGUUCAGGCUAACUAUGAAAAUACAAGGAGAGAGCAAAACUACAGUGAUGUAGGCUAUCAUCAUCUAUUCCUAUCACUUUCUCCAGAGCCAGACCCAGCACACAGAGAGGCAGAUUAAGGAAGAGUUUCAGAAGCUUCACCAGUUUCUACGAGAGGAAGAGGAGGCCAGGAUAGCUACACUGAGGGAGGAAGAGGAGCAGAAGAGUCAGAUGAUGAAGGAGAAGAUUGAAGAGAUGAGCAGACAGAUAUCAUCACUUUCAGACACAAUCAGAGCCAUUGAGGAGGAGCUGACAGCGGAGGACAUAUCAUUCCUGCAGGUAAGGACUAAUAUCUCAACAGUAAGUACAUUAUUGUGACUGAUUUGGAUUUCAGUUUUUCUAUUCAUUAUUCAUUUCCUAUUUUUGUCCCCCCUGCAGAACUACAAAGCCACAGUGAAAAGGUAAGUGAUCUACCUCCUGUCUCUCUCUUCUCUGUGAUUCUGAACCCAACCCCACAGCUGAACUGACUCCUGAAUGUUCUUCCAGAGCCCAGUUCACACUGCCGGAUCCACAGCUGGUCUCAGGAGCGCUGAUAGACGUGGCCAAACACCUGGGCAACCUGCAGUUCCGAGUCUGGGAGAAGAUGCAGGGGAUUGUGAAAUACAGUGAGUAUCAUUUGACUUACCAUGAUGAACAAUUUCCUUUUAUUUAUGAUAUUUUUACCCCAAACAGUAAAACACUAAUGCAUUCAGACAAACAGGAGGAAAACCGAUGAUAUUCUGUCAAAAAUAUGUUAUGGUAAAAAACGUUCUUAUCCAUAAAUUAACUAUAUGUAAUAGUGUUCAAAAAUAUUAAACACAUUUUAAAUCAAUUAAGUUUAUUUCAACUACUUACAAGGUCCCUCUCUCCUGGUGUCAGUCCUGAUAUCAUGACCAGUUCUAAUCUCUAUUUCUCUCUGUUCAGCUCCUGUGAUUCUGGACCCCAACACUGCCUACAGACAUUUCGUCAUGUCUGAGGAUCUGACCAGUCUGAGAUUCUGUGCGAGUCAGCAGCUUCCUGACAACCCAGAGAGGUUUGAUUACAAUGCAUGGGUCCUGGGCUCUGAGGGUUUUAACUCAGGGACACACAGCUGGGACGUUGAGGUUGGGGACAGCACAGUCUGGUCCGUGGGUGUCGUACAAGAGUCCGCCCAGAGGAAGGGAAACAUGAAGCCUGAAAGGUGGAUUGUGCAUUAUAGUGGAGGUCAAUACGGAGCAAGCCCCCCAUCAGGGCCAGGUAUUCCCAUCACAGUGAGACCGAAACCCCAGAGGAUCAGAGUGCAGCUGGACUGGGACAGAGGACAGCUGUCAUUCUCUGACCCUGAUAAUAACACACAUCUGCAGGCAUUCACACACACCUUUACUGAGAGAGUCUUUCCAGCCAUAGGUCAUGUCUCGAAAGUUCACCACCUGAAGAUCGUACCAGGGAAGAUCUCUGUAAAGAUGGAGUAG